AUUAUCAUUGUAAAUCCUGAACAUGUCAAUUUCAACUUUUAUAAUAAAUAAUAAAAUACUGGGGGUGUACACCUGACUCACAUAGUGACGUCAUCCGGAAUUUGACACGUCGCUGGCAAACGUAAACAUGGACGGGCAGUUGUUGGAACCCACACUCUAUACUGUGAAGGGGAUGGCCAUCCUCGACAACGAUGGCAACAGAAUUCUGGCAAAAUACUACGACAAAAAUAUUUUUCCAACAUCGAAGGAGCAGAAGGCCUUUGAGAAGAAUUUAUUCAACAAGACUCACAGGUCGAAUACAGAAAUUAUUAUGUUAGAUGGGCUGACAUGUGUUUACAGAAGCAAUGUUGAUCUCUAUUUUUAUGUCAUGGGAAGCUCUCACGAGAAUGAGCUGAUUCUCAUGAGUGUCUUGAAUUGUCUUUAUGACUCCGUAAGCCAAAUACUGCGGAGAAACGUUGAGAAAAGAGCUGUCUUGGACAGUUUAGACAUAGUUAUGCUGGCGAUGGAUGAAAUUUGCGAUGGAGGAAUUAUUCUCGAUGCCGAUGCAGCCAGUGUCGUCCAGAGGGUGGCCUUGCGUACAGAUGAUAUUCCCCUAGGCGAGCAAACAGUUGCACAGGUCUUUCAAUCUGCCAAGGAACAACUCAAGUGGUCCCUGCUGAAGUAGCAUUUUUCUAUUUUGAAAGUAUAAUAUUUCCACUUUUGUUUUUUUAAUAAAUAAUCUGGUAACAGUCUAAAUAUCAAUAAACCCAAAUGUUAAUGCAAA
Molecule: messenger RNA, 763 nt
Organism: Diachasmimorpha longicaudata
Lineage: Eukaryota; Metazoa; Arthropoda; Insecta; Hymenoptera; Braconidae
Gene: zetaCOP
Product: coatomer subunit zeta-1
Exons: 5
Coding region: 128-664 (178 amino acids)
Biological process (GO): intracellular protein transport; retrograde vesicle-mediated transport, Golgi to endoplasmic reticulum; intra-Golgi vesicle-mediated transport
Cellular component (GO): COPI vesicle coat
Source: RefSeq, a predicted model, not a curated record